AUGGCCGCUUCAGCGCCUGCUUUUAAGCAGGCAUUCUCACCACAGCGGCUUUGUCUCCUCGCCGGCUUCUUGAUAUGCUCCACUGUCGCCGGGCCGGCGAUCGGCGCUGAUCUCCGGUGUCCCGAUUACGUCAUCCAGCACGCACCUAUCAUCUGGCUUCACUCUGACGAUCCUUACAUGCCUAGCGACCUUUUGACGCAUAUCCAACACACUUUCCCGGCACUAGACGGAAAACCCAUCCCGGAUAUCCCAAAUCUCGACCUGGACAACUUGGAAACACUCAAUAAGUUUGGAGACGAAGUAGCUCUCACAUCGAACGACGAUCCACUGAGCUACCCGGAAUGGAUUCACGGUACGACUCCCGACGCUGAUGGCAGAAUCAACAACGCAACACCAUGCGUUGUGGUUCUCGUCGAGAAGGGAGAGCGGGACCUGGAUGCAUUUUACUUCUACUUCUACUCAUUCAACGAGGGCAUGAACAUCAGCCAAGUUCUAGAACCAUUCAACCGGAUGGUUAAGGGCGAGAAGGUGCAGUCAGGAAUGCACUUUGGUGAUCAUGUCGGAGAUUGGGAACACAACAUGAUUCGAUUCCAAGAUGGGAAGCCCACUGGAAUUUACUACAGCCAGCACGUCGAUGGCGCCUCUUUCAAGUGGGAUGAUUCAACCCUCACAAAGACCGAUGGAAGGCCUAUUGUCUACAGCGCACGCGGAUCUCAUGCCAACUAUCCAACCCGCGGCAAUCAAAUUCACAACUCUGUAUUGGUCGACUACUGCGACGAAGGACGAAGAUGGGACCCCAUUCUCUCGGCAUACUUCUACCACUUCGAUCAAGAGUCCUUCACCGUCACUAGACUAGAUCCGCCAGCCAAGUCGUCACCAACUCCACCAUCAUCCUCGAACUUGACAUCCUUCUUCUACUACUCCGGCCGAUGGGGAGACAUAGCGUACCCAGCUUCCGAUCCCCGCCAGGAAAUCGUACCGAAGUUCGGAAUUAAGAGGAUUGAGUCUGGCCCGACUGGCCCACGACAUAAGCACCUUGUUCGAAAGGGCCUCAAGCCAGACCAAAGGCGCAAGAUGGGAUGGAUGGAGUGGGGCGUCGGCAUUUACAUGUCCUUGUACCCGUGUUGUCUAAGAGGAUGGAGGAGGUGGGUAUUCAUGGGGCUCGUCAUUGCAGUGCUAUCGGGAGCUGUCAUUGGGGCAGUCGUUGCUGUGAAGAAGUAUAGAAACAGGAAGUACACGAGAUUACAUGCGGAGGAUAUACCACUAGACGACUUUGCCCUGGAAGAUGAAGCACUUCUGUCUUCGUCUGACGAGGAAGAUGCGGGUAAACCAUCCAAGUUUGCUAAGCGACAUUAA
Colletotrichum paranaense is the source of this 1356-nucleotide messenger RNA. Its product is annotated as vacuolar protein sorting-associated protein 62. NCBI's taxonomy places the organism in Eukaryota, Fungi, Ascomycota, Sordariomycetes, Glomerellales, Glomerellaceae. The coding region runs from base 1 to 1356 and encodes 451 amino acids. The transcript has 4 exons. The record is from RefSeq and is a predicted model, not a curated record.